Molecule: messenger RNA, 2557 nt
Organism: Mugil cephalus (flathead mullet)
Lineage: Eukaryota; Metazoa; Chordata; Actinopteri; Mugiliformes; Mugilidae
Product: alpha-1,3-mannosyl-glycoprotein 4-beta-N-acetylglucosaminyltransferase B-like
Exons: 15
Coding region: 82-1797 (571 amino acids)
Biological process (GO): protein N-linked glycosylation
Cellular component (GO): Golgi stack; endoplasmic reticulum-Golgi intermediate compartment; endoplasmic reticulum
Molecular function (GO): 2-oxoglutarate-dependent dioxygenase activity; acetylglucosaminyltransferase activity; methyltransferase activity
Source: RefSeq, a predicted model, not a curated record
GUUUUUACAAGAACCCUCACGUUACAUUGUAUACUUUCGGUUCCCACGGGUGGAAAAAUACGUUACGACACACGUGUUUUUAUGACGGCUGCAGGGUACAGUCACAGGUUUGACCCGCCAAUGGCCCUGAUUUGCCUACGUUUACGUGUCGCGUUUAACGCUCACCCCACCUGUUGCCAACAGACAAGAGAUGAAAUGAGGUUUUACUCCUUUAAAUUUGGGUGUAUGCUGGCUUUGGUGUGUUCUGUAUUGGUCAUUUGGAUCAAAUUGAUUCCCAGUAACGGAGGUGCAGCAGCACUAUCAGACCUGCAGACUCUGUACCAGCAUUUGUCUGUGGCAGAAGAGUUGGGAGGGCAGGUCAGCAAGGAUCUCAACAGUAUCCUUGAUCAGUUGAGGAACAUGUCCAAAACUGCCAACAGCACGAAUAACACCACUAUCUCCACUGUCUUCAAUGAAACUCUAAAGCAGCCAACAGGGGAUUCAGACCAGCAGACAUUCCUCCAGCCAAAUAUUUACCUCUAUAUGCCUCACCUCAAAAAACAUCCAGACAGUCUUGUGCCUAACAUAGUGCUGGGACAGGGACGGCGUGGAGUAUCCAUAGUACUGGGCAUUCCUACAGUGAAGCGUGAAAAGCAGAGCUACCUGGUCAACACACUCAGCUCCUUGCUCUACAGCCUGACUCCCUCACAGCACCAAGAUCUCCUCAUCAUUGUUUUUGUUGCAGAGACGGAUUCAGAAUAUGUGGGUAGCAUAGCAGAGACCAUCAGACAGAAAUUUCCCAAGGAGGUGCAGUCUGGACUGCUGGAGGUGGUCUCCCCUUCACUGUAUUACUAUCCUGACUUCACAAACCUCAAAGAGACCUUUGGUGACUCAAAGGACAGAGUCAAAUGGCGAACAAAGCAGAAUCUGGACUUUAGCUUCCUCAUGCUUUAUGCUCAGGACAAAGGAACCUAUUAUGUUCAGUUAGAAGACGAUGUUGUUGCCAAGGCAAACUACUACAAUGACAUGAAGACCUUUGCCACCCAGGAAACUUCAAAGCCAUGGCUUUAUCUGGAGUUCUCCCAGCUUGGAUUUAUAGGCAAGAUGUUUCGUACUAGUGACGUCCCAAUGAUUGCUGAAUUCUUCCUGAUGUUCCACAGAGACAAACCUAUUGAUUGGUUGUUGGACCACAUUUUGUGGGUUAAGGUUUGCAACCCUGAGAAAGACACAAAACACUGUAACGAACAGAAAGCAUUGCUCAAGCAGAGGUACAAGCCCUCCCUCUUUCAACAUGUUGGCCUCCACUCGUCUUUGCCUGGUAAACUACAGCAUCUGAAGGAUAAGGACUUUGGGAAGCCGAAACUCUAUCAGGCUCACAAUAACCCAGCUGCAGAACUGAGCAGCAACCUGAAACAUUACCAGCAACACAGUCUGGAAAGAGCUUACAAAGGAGAGGACUUCUUCUGGGCAUUAACACCAGUUCAGGGUGACUUCAUCAUAUUUAACUUCCCUCGACCCAUUCACAUAUCCAGGUACCGGUUUUGCAAUGGAAAUAUUGAAAUCAGUGGAGAUAAAUUCUACAACACAACGGUGGAAGUGCUGCCCAGCAAUGUGUCAGCAAGAGACAAAAUAGUCACUGGCCUGUCCUAUCACUACAAAAAAUCUGAUAACGACUUUAUCAUUAUUGGUGCAUUCGAGAAUGGAGUAGCUGAAGGUGAGAUUGAAGAAACGCUGCAGCCAAUCUCUGCACUACGCCUGGUGGUUCAGUCUAAUUCUGAUGUCUGGGCUCUGCUGAGUGAGGUACUCAUUAAAGUUUAAAGACCACUGAGAAAAAGGAAGCCGCUUUUCUCACACCCACACACUCUGCCCAGCCCAGAGCUCUACCUGCUGGAAAAACACUGGAACUACAUGAUCUUCAUUCUUAACAAGGAUUGUGCCUGAAAUUAAAUUGUCUGAAUAUUAGUAUGAUCUGAGAGGAAGAGCAAUUAAUGUUUAGAAGACAAAGGUCUUUGUCUCAAGCCAGAAUGACAUCACUUACUUCUAGUUCUCACAGCAAUAAUAAAGAUGUUGACUAAUAACAUGUGAAAGGGAAUCCUUCCUUCUUGUGGACGAACCAAAUUGACCCUAUUGCUGGCUUAGACACUCCCUCAAAUGCUUCUCAUUGAGUAAUAUAUUGCACUUUAAAAUUAGAAGCAAAUAAAAAAAAUAUAUAUAUACGCAGUAUCGCAUUGUCUUUGGGAAACGUGUUUUGCAGAUUUGUACUUCAAGGACAUAUAAAUAGUCCAAAGUACAAGCAGUCAGAUCAACUAAACGGAUUGAUUUACGUUGUUGCAACGGUGAACAGAUCAAGGAAGUUAACAGAUCAGUUUAAAGAUCACCUUUGAAAUCCAAACACAAGGUAAAGUUCUAUGUUUCACCUACAAGCAUACACUUGCUUCAGGUAAUUUUAAUAAACUGAAAACUGUCUAUUUUCUUAAAAAAAAAAACAAUCAGUGUCUCAUGCUAGCUGAUAACUUCAUUGUGUUUUCUUAUACCUUUAAUAUUGAUGUUUUCCUGAAUAAAGAAAGUUAAAUUUAAA